Eublepharis macularius is the source of this 8748-nucleotide messenger RNA. It is a transcript of the gene TG, whose product is annotated as thyroglobulin. Lineage: Eukaryota; Metazoa; Chordata; Lepidosauria; Squamata; Eublepharidae. The transcript is spliced from 49 exons. Gene Ontology annotation, biological process: thyroid hormone generation. Bases 1 to 8265 code for a protein of 2754 amino acids. The record is from RefSeq and is a predicted model, not a curated record.
AUGGGCCUCUUCCUCCUUAACACCUUUCUAUGCUUUGUUAAUAUAGCGGCAGCCAGUAUAUUUGAAUAUCAGGCAGAAACCCAGCCUCUUCGUCCUUGUGAACUUCAGAGGGAAAAGGCCUUUCAGCGAGGGGAAGAUUAUGUCCCCCAGUGCUCGGAAGAUGGACAGUUCAGGAACAUACAGUGGAACAAACUGCAGUUUUCUUGCUGGUGUGUAGAUGAGAAAGGCACAGAGCUACCGGGCAGCAAACAGAACGGUUCUUCCAUUGCUUGUUUGUCCUUCUGCCAGCUGCAAAAGCAGCAGAUUUUGAUCAGCCGCUACAUCAAUAGCAGUGCAACGCCCUACAUCCCACAAUGUCUGGAUUCUGGGGACUUUGACCCGAUACAGUGUGACGUGGGCCUGCGGCAGUGCUGGUGUGUGGACACGGAAGGGAUGGAAAUUUAUGGCACAAGGCAGAGAGGGAAACCAACACGAUGCCCUGGGAAAUGUGAGAUCCGAGACCGUCGUAUUCUGCACGGCGUUGGGGAAAAGAGUCCGCCGCAAUGCUCAGCUGAUGGGGAAUUUCUGCCUGUCCAGUGCAAAUUUGUCAACAGGACAAACAUGAUGGUUUUUGAUCUCCUUCAUCAUUUUAACAGAUUCCCGGAAGCGUUCCUGACGUUCAGUUCCUUUAGAACUUCUUUCCCGGAAAUCUCCGGCUACUGCUACUGUGCAGACAGUUUGGGGCGGGAGCUGGAAGAGACAGGUCUGGAAAUGUUACUUGACAAUGUUUACGACACAGUUUUGGCAUCAAUGGAGCCUGCACAAACCUUCCACGAAACCAGCAUGUACAGGAUCCUGCAGAGGCGUUUUUUGGGAGUGAGGCUGGCGACAUCCGGAAGGUUCAGAUGCCCCUCCAAGUGCGAAACGGAGAGGUUCUCUGCAGUCCGUUUUCAGCAGAGUUAUAGGCCAUCGUGUGAUGAAAGUGGAGCCUUCGAAUCAACACAAUGCCUGCCAGAUGGCCAAUGCUGGUGUGUGGACUCCAAAGGGAAAGAGAUCCUGGGAACAAGGAGUCACGGGCAGCGUCCUGCUUGUGGUGACGAACAUGCCUGUGCCUCUGAGAGACAAAGAGCACUCUCUGCCCUUUUCUACGGACCGGUCGGACACUUCAGCCAGCACCAUUUGUUCUCUGCUGCAGAGGAACCCCAGAAAACAGCCAAGUUCUCAAGAUCUUGUCCUCCUUCGCUGAAGGAACUCUUUGUGGAUUCUGGGUUGCUGUCAUCUGUCAUCGACACGCCAGAUGCUUCUCAGCUGCUUGCCCUUGAAUCCAUCCUUAGUGAGGCUAUCAGGGGGUUGUUUCCUUCAAGAGAGCUCGCUCAAGUCGCCCUCCAGUUUACCAGCAACCACAAACGGUUCCAAGAAAACCUUUUUGGGGGGAAGUUCUUAAAGAAUUUGGUUCAGUUUAACUUCACUGGAGCCCUUGGCACAAAUGGCAAAUUUAAUUUGGAACAGUUUUUCCAGCAGAUUGGGAGGAGCGACGGAUUUGCUGAACCAACUCGGCAGAUUGCAUCGAAAGUGCCGAACUUCAGUUUGAGCCAACCUCUCAUCAACAGUUUCGGCCAGACUGUUAAUUUGCAAGACAAUCAGAAUGCUGUCAAAUUUCUUGCGUCUGUCCUUGAAGCCCCCGAGUUUUUCACUUUUCUGCGGCAUAUCAUUUCCAUCCCUGAAAGUAUCGCUGAAGAUUUAGGCGACAUUGUAAAAAUAGUGUUACGAUCCCAAGACUGCAAAGAGCAGGCCAAAAAUUUGUUUGUCCCGGAGUGCACCGAAGAGGGGAAGUACAAAGAUAUCCAGUGCUACGCAGGGGACUGCUGGUGUGUAGAUUCAAACGGUAAAGAAAUCUCUGGAUCCAGAGUUCAUGGCACACAUCCAAAGUGCCCUACGUUGUGUGAAAAGCAAAGGGACAGUUUGCAACAAUUGAAAAGAAUCCAGCCUGCAGGAUCUGAUCUCUUCGUUCCUUCCUGCACCCCGGAGGGAAAAUUCCUGACAGUUCAGUGCCACGGAAGAAAUUGCUUCUGCGUCAAUUCAGAAGGCAGGACAAUUCCAGGAAUGGCAAAUACAAUACAGCCCAUACAAUGCCCAAGCGACUGCCAACUCGCAGGCGGAGAGGCUUUUCUAAGUACUGUACGGCAGCUACUGUUGGAUCCCACACCUCUGCGUCAGCUCUCUAGUGUUUACAUCCCGCAAUGCAGCCGUGAUGGUCAAUGGAGGCGUGUCCAAUGCGAUGGUCCUCCUGAACAAGCAUUCGAAUGGUACCAAAGGUGGAUCACCCAAAAUAAUAAUGGCACACCUCUCUCUUUUGGUGACUUGAUGGCCAUCCUCCUCAACUACAAAGAGAGAUCUCAACCAAGCUUUGAAGCCUUCAUCAAAGCCCUCUAUGAAGCUGGCCACCAGAAUGUCUUCCCAGAGUUCUCCAGAUUUCCUUCCUUCAAUGAUGUGCCACAUGACAUCCGAGAAGGCAACAUUACUGUGGCUUCAUCAGAGAACGUUCUUCUGGAGCCGUUCACUUUCUGGCAGCUUCUUCAGGGCCAGCUUAUCCAUUAUCCAGGGUCUUACAGUGAUUUCAGUCACCCGCUAGGACAUUUUGACCUUCGCAGAUGUUGGUGUGUGGAUGAACAGGGACAAAUGCAAGGAAGCAAAGCUGAAGUGAACGAGUUUCCAGGCUGUCCCAGAGCAUGUGCAGCUGUCCAGCAAGAAGCAAUGCGAUUUUCUGAGAAAGUGGAGCAGCUUAUCCGGGAGUCCAGCAGCUCCCACUUUCCUUUUGGGCAGAGCUUUUUAAUGGCAGAAGGGCUCACGCUGACGGAGGAUGAGCUCUUAGAUUAUUCUCAGCCGGGGAUCACAUUUUCAGAAGGAUUGUUAACAGGAGGGGAGUACGCCAUCCGGCUGGCUGCACAAUCCACUUUGCAUUUCUACUGGCGAAACCUCUUUGCCUCACGCGGUUCUGCAGGGGAGGCUACGCAUUUGGGACUUCAGCCUUACGUCCCACAAUGUGAUGGGCUGGGAAACUGGGAACCAGUUCAGUGCUAUGACAGCUCAGGUCAUUGCUGGUGUGUGGAUGAGAGAGGACGUUAUGUGUUGGAUUCUCUGGUGACCCGCUCAGCUCAGCUGCCACAGUGUCGGACACCGUGUCAGCGCUCUCAAACAAAUGCGUUGAUUUCGAGCUGGAGGCAGAAUGCGUCGAAACGUGACAUGACUUCAGCAGACCUGUUUACACCUUCCUGCCUAGAGACCGGGGCAUAUGCUAUGCUACAGAAGUCAGAGACCGGGGCCUGGUGUGUUGACCCUGCAUCAGGAGAAGUUCUCCAAGGCAGCAGUCUAGAUUCAAAGGGCAGGGUUCACUGUCCCGGUUACUGCAGCAUGCUGAAGUCCAAAGCUCUCUUAUGGGAGCUUGGUAGAGGCUACAUCCCUCAGUGCGAAGGCAGCAGUGGGAUCUUCUCCCCCAUGCAAUGUGACGACAACAAGGAAAGUUGUUGGUGUGUCUUUGAGAAUGGAGGGGAGGCUCCUGGGACAAGAGACAGCAACCGGGGGCCUGCGUGUGAACGUCCUCGGUGCCAUUUGCCUUUUGAUGCCCCUGGCAUCAUCAAUGGGGGAGUCUUUUGCAACAACGUGUCCUCUGCGACUUCAAAGACUCAGGAAUGUCGGGUGAUUUGCUAUCCGGGCUUUUACCCGACUUUUUCCCGUGGGGAGAUGCUGCUCUGCGAUGUGGAGACCGGCCUCUGGGAAGGAGAUCCUCCCCAUUCGCAAACUUGUCAAAAGCUCCAGCCAUUCCAGAGUGUCCAAACUCAAAGUCGCUUUCAGCUCCUGCUGCCUCCUGAGAAGGCCUGCAGUCCUGAUUACUCCGGGUUGCUAGAAGCCUUCCAGAUCUUCAUUCAGGAUGAGAUGGAGGCCCGCGGGCUUUGUCAUAUUCAGGUCAAUGCCCUUGAACAUCUGGUUUCGGUUCCUGUUUGCGGUGAUUCUGCUGUUCGUGUAGAGUGUUUGGCUGUGAACCGUUUGGGAGUGAACGUCACGUGGAGAGCUUUGCUCGAGGAUGUCCCAGCAGCUUCACUUCCUGAUUUACACAACAUUGAAAAAGCUAUGGUUGGUGAUCUCAUCGGGCGCUUUGAAACACUCGUCAGAAGUGGUGGCUUUGUCUUCCAUUUGGACUCGAAGCGCUUCCAAGCGGACACGUCCAUCACCUUUCUCAGAGACGUCGAUUUCAACAUAUCUUCCAGAGUUCACGUUGGAUGCAAGAGUGGUUUCCGAAAGGCACUGACUGCAGAAGAGGUGGCCCCAAAUUCCCGGGGGUGUGUUGUCUGCCCUCCAGGUGCCUACUUCCAGACUGGCCAUUGCAUUCCCUGCCCCUCUGGAUUCUAUCAAGAACAGACCGGAAGCCUGUCCUGCAAUAAAUGUCCUUUGGGAAAAACGACUGUCUCCAUCGGAGCUUUUAAAGCCGAGCACUGUGUAACUGCCUGCCAGAUGGAUGAACGAGAUCUGCAGUGUGAUGAAGAUGGCCAGUAUAUACCUUACUUUGAAGAUCCUGCUACCAAUAAGUCUUUCUGCGUUGAUAGCCUUGGAAAGAUCUUGGAGUGGACUGAAACAGAUGGCCCAAUAACAGUCUCCUGGUGCCAAGUUCUCGGACGUUUCGAGAGAGUUCCUGCCACCAAGCUUUCCAUUCUGACAGAUGAGCUGGAAACAAUUCGGUCUGAAAUCUUCCGAGGAGAGCCUGACAGCGCACUUUGGCCGUGUGCUGUGGAGUGCGAGGAGGACGAGUCGUGUGGGUUUUUCGCAUUAUCUGCUGCAGAGACAGGCAUGCUGUGCGAACUGUAUGGCGCUGAUGAAAGUAACUACAAUUGCUCUGCUUCUGGACUGGCUGAAGGUGUGUGGGACAACUCUGCCACAACUCGCAUUGCUCAUCUCAGCUGCCUGAUUAAAGUACGAAGCCAUGAUCAAGACGCAGUGGGAGUCUACCUGAAACAAGGGCAAGAAUUCACAACAGCUGGAGUCAAGACCUUUGAGAUGACUGAUUUCCAGGAUGUUGUUUCUGGCGUGUACCGGAAUCUGGUUCUCUCCGCAGCUGAAACAUCUUUGACCGACGUUCAUCUGUUCUGCCGCCAGGCCUGCAGCCAAGAUGCGUGCUGUGAUGGCUUUAUCUUGAGCCAGGUCAUUUUGAACGGAGGGAGUAUCUUGUGUGGGCUUAUGAGCUACCCUGAUGUAUUCAUCUGCAAUAACAAAGACUGGGAUGGAUCUACAACACAUGGGAGAGAAGACCGGUGCCAAAGAGAGAAGUACGAUGAAGGCAGGAAGGAGUACACGUUCCGGCUGGGAGGCCAGGUGCUCACAGGAACUUCUGAGGUCACAAAAGAAAAGGAUAAUUCUUUUGUCAGCUUUCAGCGUGUCUAUCUAUGGAGAGAUUCUGAUAUGCUUACCCGAACGAGAUCCGCUGGAUGUGAUGUGGCUGCUUUCCAAAUACAGACAGAGUCAGAAUUGACAGCUUCUGCACUGGAACUCUUUUCCUUGAUGGAAAGCAGCCAAAUCCAGAUUGACCAACAUCGUUCUCUGCCAUCCCAAGAGUACUGGAUCUUCAGGCACAAAUACUCAGCGGAGCAGGCCCGCCUAUGGUGCCUUACACGUUGCGCAGAAGAUGAAUUCUGUCAUCUCGCCGACAUUCCAAAUGUCACAACCCAAACGUACUUUCCUUGCACCCUCUAUCCUGUGGCCCAGGUCUGUGAUAAUAUCAACAACGUCCCUGAAAACUGCCGCACUGUGUUACCUCAGAAGCCAAACAUUUUAUAUCAGAAAAAGGUCUCUCUAGCAGGGAGUGUAAAGAACUUCUACACUCGUUUGCCUUUUGGCAAAGUUUCAGGAAUCUCAGUGAGAAACAAGACAGAUGUGUCUGGGAAGACUGUUGGAGAUGGGUUCUUUGACUGCGAACGCCUCUGCGAUUCAGAUCCAUGUUGCACGGGCUUUGGACUUCUAAAUGCUUCCCAAGCAACAGAUGGCAAAGUCUUAUGCUUAAUCCUGAAUAAUUUGGGAAUCCAAACCUGCAGUGAAGAACUAAGGAAUGACUGGCGGGUUUCCGACUGUGCACCUCUGCAAGCAGAAGCCAGGAUCCAUCCCUUUGGCUGGUAUCAAAAAGGAGCUGACCGCAUGGCCAAUGUCCCCAGCGUGUGCCCAGCUGUUCAUUUACCUGGAACAGAAGAAAACGUGUCUUUGGACAAGUGGCAAAGUCUAGACAGUUCCUCAUUUCUUGUUGAUUCUUCCAUUUCACAAUUCGAUAUUGUGCACCUCAGCAUAGAAGCCGCCAAUGAUUUCGCUUCUGCUCGAGACUUUUGCCUUUCAGUCUGUUCCAAGAACAAAUUUUGCUUGGUGACUACUCUGGAAAUACGGCCUUCAGCAACACGGUGCAUGUUCUACCCAGAAACACAGAGCUGCAGGCUUAGCCUCCAAGGACACCUCUGUCAGCUCUUACUCAAAGAACCGGCUACAUAUAUCUAUCGCAAAAAAGAUGCAGUCUCAUCCAUCACUGAAAAUAAUGGCACCGUGGCUGUGAGCAUCUCUUCACAAGGAGUUUUGUACGGUGCUUCUAAAGUCAUCCAAGUAGGCUCCAACUGGAAGAGUAUCCGUCAGUUCCUUGGGAUUCCAUACGCAGCACCUCCCCUGGCAGAGAACCGCUUCCGUCCACCGCAGGUUUUCACUUGGGUGGAAUCCUGGAAUGCGACCACGACUCGGGCUAGUUGCUGGCAGCCUGGAGAUGAUGAAGUCAGUCCUUCAUCUGUCAGUGAAGACUGCUUGUAUUUGAACAUCUAUGUCCCAGAUAACAAUGAUGGAAAUCUAUCUGUGCUGGUGUUCUUCCACAAUGGUGGUGCGGGGGACAGCGGCCAAACGAGAACCCUUGUCGAUGGCUCGUUUUUAGCCGGCGUUGGCAAUAUCAUUGUUGUCACUGCAAAUUACCGGGUUGGAGUCUUUGGCUUUCUGACCACUGGUUCUUCUGUGGCAAGUGGCAACUGGGGCCUGCUGGACCAGGAAGCGGCUCUGAAAUGGACACGGGAAAACAUUGCAAGUUUCGGAGGAGACCCCAGCCACAUUACAAUCGCAGCCGAUCGCAGUGGAGCGGAUGUCGCCAGCCUUCACCUGGUUACAGGGGCCGUAGACUCGGGGCUUUUCAAGAGGGCAUUGCUGAUGGGAGGCUCUGCUUUCUCUCCAGCCUCGACAAUCAGCAAGGAGAAAGCGCGGGAGCAGGCUGCCGAUUUGGCUGCUGAGUUUGGCUGCCCUUCAGACAACAGUGAAGAAAGUCUCUCCUGUCUCCGCCAGCUGCCUGCCAAAGCUCUCAAUGAUGCACAAACCAGGCGACUUGCUGUAAGUGGACCCUUUCAGUACUGGAGCCCAGUGGUGGAUGGUGUCUACCUUCAGGAACCUCUAACAUCAGCCGUACAACGCUCUCGAGCCGUGAAGUUGGAUCUGCUCAUUGGAAGCUCUCAAGAAGAUGGGCUGAUCAGCCGAGCAAAGGCAGUUAAGAAAUUUGAAGAAAGGCAAGGCCGUGCUAACAGCAAAACAGUCUUCUACCAGGCUCUCCAAAAUUCCUUGGGAGGAGAGGACUCCAAUCCCAUGGUACAGGAUGCGGCCUCCUGGUUUUAUUCUCUCCAGCACUCAUCCGAUGAUUAUGCAUCAUUCUCCAGGGCUUUGGAAAAUGCUACAAGGGACCAUUUCAUCAUUUGCCCAACAAUAGAGAUGGCCAGGAACUGGGCAGGUAGCAGCAGAGGAAAUGUCUUCAUGUACCAUGUACCAGAGAGUUCUUCCUCGAGCAGUUCAAGCCAGGAGCUCUCGCCGGAUAUUCAGUAUUUUUUUGGAUUGCCCUUCUACCCCCAAUACGGAAACCGAUACAGUCUGGAAGAGAAGACUCUUUCCUUGGCCGUAAUGCAGUACCUGGCCAACUUCAUAAGAUCUGGAAAUCCUAACAGGCCUUAUGCAUUCUCAAGAAAAGCAACUGGUCACGCAGUACCCUGGCCUAUGUUCCGAGCAGAUACCGGUGGAGAUAAUUAUAAAGAAUUCACUGCUUCUCUAAAGAACCGCAAAGAGUUGAGAAAAGCCGAAUGCUCGUUCUGGUCUGAUUACGUCAAGACGCUCAAAGCUUCUUCAGGCUGCAGAAGAGAUCAGCCAAUCACAAGCAAAGCGAGCGACCCAUUGGCUGGAGAAUCCGUUCCUAAAUCCACUCAGACAAAGCCUCCAGAAGAGAAGGUGGCCUACAGCAAAUAGAACAUUUCAUUUUCAUCUUUUUUUGGACUCUUUGCAUAUUCCACAAUAGAGAGACCAACACCUCCAUAUCUGUGCAGAUUAUUAAAAUUUCCAGUUUUGCCUUCGUGCAAAAACAGGCAAGAUUGUUAAAAGUGUGUCUUGUGUCAGGAGAUGGCUCCAUCCAUGGGAGGAAAUUACCGUCAUUAGCCAAACAGAUCCGAGGGAUCCAGUGCAGGAGAUCUACAAUGUUGAACAGAAAAUUCUCAAAGUGUACAAAAUUAGGAGCUACAUGACAAAGGUCCAGAUUUCCUUGCCAACACAACUGCAUGCCUUUCAAAAUCUGACAAAAGGGAACACUUGUUUAUUCAACAAAGAGUUCAGAGAAGGGUAGCGAGCCGGGCAACCGCAUGAUCCGUUUCCAUGGGGUUUGCUGAAAUGCUCUUCUGAAACAUUUUUGAAAUGAUAACUUCAAAAGAUGCACUUCCUCACACCAUCACAAUUCAU